Messenger RNA from Oncorhynchus keta (chum salmon), 10259 nucleotides. Its product is annotated as pleckstrin homology domain-containing family M member 2-like. The coding region runs from base 1059 to 4187 and encodes 1042 amino acids. The transcript is spliced from 20 exons. The record is from RefSeq and is a predicted model, not a curated record. NCBI's taxonomy places the organism in Eukaryota, Metazoa, Chordata, Actinopteri, Salmoniformes, Salmonidae. Gene Ontology annotation, cellular component: endosome membrane. Gene Ontology annotation, molecular function: kinesin binding. Gene Ontology annotation, biological process: positive regulation of membrane tubulation; Golgi organization; regulation of protein localization.
AACAUGUAGUACAAUAAAAACUACAGCACAAAAAAAAAUCAGUUACCCACAUUUGUUGGAGGUGAUGUUAGUGUGUCACGGGCUCGUUCACAGGCAUUUGGUGACUUAUCAGUCAAUUAUAUUCACUUCAAAUGGCUAGCUGCUAAACUUAACCAUAGACAGUACAGUAUGAAGAUGGGCAGAAAUUGCUUCCCAAAUGGAGAUACCCGAUCACGCUUCUAGGCCAUGUCAUGGCGACGUUGGCUAGCUAAGCUCAUGCGCAGAAACACUUCUGUCUAAUGAUGGUCUCGCUUCGGAAUGCGCACGUGCUGGACGCCGACUUAAAGGCACUCCUUCGAUAAAGUAAUUUUUGACAAAGGAAAACGUGUCAAUUUCACGAGGUUGGAGUAAUAACAUGUUCAAUUACUUAAGACGUGGGCUCGAAUCUAGGUUGUGUAUUGACAUUUCUAGAAAAUUAAUUAAAGAAUACCUUUUCACUUCUGUAAUUGAAUUGUUAAAUCCGAAACCCCGGUCUGUUCUGCUUGCUCUGUUUCGCAAGCGUUCCCGGAAGCCUCGCGAUGUUGCACCCCUGGCUUUAGAAACUGGGUUAGCAUUGUCUUGAAUAUAUUCCUCCGGACUAAACAUCGAGCUUGUUAAAACUUGGUCAUGGUUUCUACAUUUUACAUAAAGUUGAACUACAACAUAAGUUUAAACAAGUUGAGUGCUACCCAACUACAAAAAGUAAAAGUUACCGGCUACGACAGCAGGAUAUUUACUCCCUACUAGCGCUGACGCCACCUAACGUGCUGGCCAGUUCGGUUGACUAACGACGUUAGCCAUUCGAACCUUAGUAGGAGGACGACAUUGCCAAUAAACGUUAUUAGCCAUGGCCAUGUUGUCUUAUGCUAGUUGUUACAUUACCUAGCCAGCUCUUUGUUUGAUAUGUUGUUCGCUUCGCUAGCCAAUUAUCAGUGUUGAAAAUAUAUGGCUGGCUAGCUUUGAGAACAUCGACAGCAGACCACAUUGAGACCCCUGGAAAUCAGCUGACAGCUGCAGGCAGCCAAGGAGACCAGUCAGUGAUGGAUCAACUCAAAGUCAAGGACCGAAUAUUGGAAAACAUUUCUUCGUCUGUCAAGAAGUUGCAGAGUUACUUUGCUGCCUGUGAGGAUGAAACUCCAGCCAUCAGGAAUCACGACCGGGUCCUACAGCGACUGUGUGAGCACCUUGACCAUGCUCUACUCUAUGGGCUGCAGGAUAUCUCCUCAGGUUACUGGGUACUGGUUCUACACUUCACCCGCAGGGAAGUGGUCCGGCAGGUAGACGAGCUCCAGCACAUAGCAACCAACCUUGGGCGAAGUCGUGCCUGGCUAUACCUAGCACUGAGUGAGAGCUCAUUAGAAAGCUAUCUCCGUCUCUUCCAAGAGAACCAAGGAUUGCUGCAGAAGUAUUACUUCAAAAAUGCAUUGGUGUGCAGCCAUGAUCACCUCACACUCUUCCUCACAUUGGUGUCGGGACUGGAGUUCAUUCGCUUUGAUCUGGAGUUGGAUGUCCCUUACUUGGAUGUGGCACCCUACAUGCCGGAGUACUACAAGCCCCAGAAUCUGCUGGACUUUGAGGAGCGCCUUCCCAGCUCUGACAGCCUUUCUCUGCUCUCCUUCACCUCCCUCACCUCUACCAACCUGGAGUGGGACGACAGCGCCAUCGCCCCGUCCAGCGAAGAUUAUGAUUUCGGUGACAUCUUCCCCGUGUUGCAGCCAACUGCAGACUGGGAAGAGGGUGACCUCACCAACCCGGUUAUCUGUCCUCGCUCCAGCGCCUCAGACCCUCAGACGUUCUUCAAAGACUCUGUGAUUCUCCGGGCUGCCAUCAUCCCAGUGAGGGGAACUUCCCCGCCCCGCAGCCCCACCAGACACAACCCCUUCAACGAGGACUCAGACACCAACACCUCGGCCGACAUCACCCCCGUCCACACUGCUAGCCGCCACCCCCACGACACCACCACCACCAUGGACGACACGGAGAGCACCAGCAACGAGCUGGAGGUUAUCAGGAUGGCCAGACGAAGGAAGCCAGCCAAGAAGCGCCAUGUCGUGAAGGGCUCCAGCAACUCCACGGUGAGCAGUGAACAGAACACAGCGGCCUCCGAGCAAGCGGAAGUAGAAGACGGAACUCAGGCGAGAGGGGGAGAGGGGCUGGAUGGAGACUCCUGUAGCCCCUCUGUGGGGCCGCCGCAGGGCUCAGGGGCCGAGACAGUGAGGAGAAGGAGAGGGAUGGGGGAUGAGGAAGGCCAGGAGGAGGAUGAGUCAGAGGGUCUCCUGCGGCUGCCGGAGAUGACUGACACCUCCAUGGACAGUGUGGGCCAGCCCCUACGUGAUGUUAUGGACCGGCUCAAUGGAGCUCUGGACGGGGGCCAGGCCUGGUGGCGACCAGACAGAGAGGAAGAAGAUAAGGGGGAGGAGGGGGAAAAGACCCAUCAGAGUUCCCUCCCUAGAAGGUCCUCCUCUGGCAGCCCUGAAGCCAACUCCCAGCCCCCGGGGCAGCAGCCCUUUCAGGGGGAUCCGAUUAUUGAACCGCCUGACCCGGAAGCUGGGGCCCCCCUCCUGCUGCGCCCUGCUCUGGCCCCGAGCCCCAGCUUCCUGCAGGCCCCUCCGGCCCCUGCAGACUUUUACUGCUUUAUCCCCCACAGUCCAGAUGCUGCUGCCACACGUGGUGGCCACCAUGACACUGCAGGGCAUGGCCAGACGCAGGCUCUUCCUGGUGGCCAUGAAGAUGAGAGAGAGGCAGAGGCACCACCAGGACAGGACCCUUUCUUAGAGGAGGCAGGGGUGGUUGAGAAUGGAUUGCCUGCUGGAGAAACUGAAGAGGACAGGCUCAGUCCAACAGAAAACUCCCAUUCUGCUGAAUUCAAGGUGGACAACAAUCAUCUGCUACUGCUCAUGAUCCACGUCUUCAGAGAGACCGAGGAGCAGCUCUUCAAGAUGGUGAGGAUGAGCACGGGUCACAUGGAGGGAGACCUGCAGCCUCUCUACCUGCUGCUGACUGACUGUUACAUCUACCUGCUGAGGAAAGGUGCAGCAGAAAAGCCCUAUACAGUGGAGGACGCCAUCUCUUACAAUGAGUUGGACUAUGUCUCUGUGGGCGUGGACCAGCAGACGGUCACGCUGGUCUGCACAAACCGAAGACGGCAGUUUCUCCUGGACACAUCCGACUCCUCGUUGACUAUCUGGUUCCUGGCAGCCCUGAAGUCGGCCAUGAUUAAGGGGUGCAGGGAGCCUCCUUACCCCUCGGUGCUGACCGAUGCCACCAUGGAGAAACUAGCCCUCACUAAGUUUGUCUCCCAGGAGUCUCACUGUGAGGUUUCUGAAGUGGUCAUCCGCCUGUAUUCUUUGGUCCACUGGGAGGACCCCAUGGAUAUGACUCUGGCCCCCCAGACAGCCUUGGUGGGUGCUGGAGACUCCUCCAGCACUAAAGAGGGCCCCUUACUCUACAGAGCUGGCACCACCUACCUGGGCAAGGAGCUCUGGAAGAGCUGUUACCUCGUACUGAGCAAUGGGAAUCUGUACCAGUAUACAGAAAAGAGUGAUGCGACACCACUGAUGUCCAUCACUAUGGGGGGUGAGCACUGCGGAGGUUGCCGGCGCUCCAACAGCACAGAGCUGCCUCAUGCCUUCCAGGUGAUCCUCACAGAGCGGCCUCCUCUGGUGCUGAGCGCUGACAAUGAGGGAGACAUGUCCGACUGGAUGCUGGUGCUCUGCCAGUCAGUCUCCAAAGGGGUGAUCCCCCAGGGAGUGCCGCCCACGCCGUGUAUCCCCUGUUGCCUGGUGGUGACGGACAGGGAGUUGCUGACAUGCCACCAGGACUGCCAGACCAGCUUCUUCCGCUCACUGGGCGGGGCUGAGCUCUCUGACAUUAGUUCUGUCAGUCUGGAGGAUGACAAGGAGUAUUGUGUUGUUGAGUUUGCAUCGGACCGAGCUCAGUUCCUGCCUCCCUGGGUGCUGUACUUCAGUGGCUGUGAAGAAAGAGACCGCCUGCUGGAGGCACUAGAGAGUGUCUGGAGAGACAUUUUCCAGGUGUGUCUGCCUCGUAGGAGGGUGUCAGAGCCGUUGGUGCAGAAGCGUUGUGGCGAUGCCCUGGCUCUGAUGAGGAGCGCCUGGCAGAGGAGUGACAGCCUUGCCCGGGGACGCGCCCAGAGAGAGCCCUGGUGCUGAUGGACAAACAGACAGGUGGACGGACAUAUAGGACAAAAGGCUUUCACUAGCACUCCUACUCUAAACACCAGGAUUCGGGUCAAUCGCAUUCAAAAUCUGUAAAUUCUGGAAGUGGAUAGAAAUUGGACCAUUAUUUUCUAUGAGGAUUUUUUUCGAUCAUUGAAUUGAAUUUGUUUGGGAGACAGAGUUUUAAUGGAAUUCACACCAAACCUGUUAAUUAUGACAAUAGCCAAAUAGAGGGAAACACACUCCGUUUUGUGUACAUCAUGAAGAUUAUAAGUAUACGAGGGGUCGCAUCAUCAUCAUCAGAUGUAGCGAGACGAAUGUCAGUUUGAAUCUCAGUUCACACUCCUGGCCUUCACAAAUAUCAAGCCGGACGUUAGGGUAGGAAGUGCACCCCUUACCCAAUAGAAUAAGAUGUUGUUCGCAAACAGCUUUAAGGUGUUAUUUUGAACCUUAACGACUGCACGACGUUUAUAGUGUGGUGUAUGGUGCAGUAUAGUAUUGACUUAUAUUAUAAUCAAUCCGUACUCAAAUGUACAUUGCCCAUCCCUCCAUGAAUCCAAACAUACAUUGGUUUCUGCUCAUAUAGGUUGUCUAUUGAAAAAUACCUCACAAAACUCAACCCUUCUCUCCAAUGCACGGGUUGUGAUGGAUAUUUUGCUCAAGGAUCAACGGUCACUUGAAGUGGCCUAAACUAUGAAGAAUGUCUAUGGAGAGUUUACCACUUGGACUGUGACGUUAACAGCACUCGUCUAUUGCCUUUGUCAGCCAUGUUGGUUUACCAUUGGGUUUUCCACUUUUAGUUAUGAUGGUUUGGCAGGUCAAAGUCAGUAUUGGAGUAUCAUAGUGGGGAAAGGGAUAACCUAGCAUGGAUACACUUUUAACAAGAAUGAUGAGAGGAGAGACUAACUUGCCAUCGAAUGCGAGAUUGCACAUUGCUUUUGGGUUUGGUCCAUGUUGUUCGAUUUUGAGGGGACUGAUAAGUUCAUUGGGGUUGUGUGCAAAGUUCAUGUUCAGUGUUGCGUUUUACUUUUAAGCAAAUAGUUGUUUAUUUGUAACACGACUUGUUAUUGUAGUGUAAUUGUGUGCAAUUUAUAAAGGGGAUAAGUUUACUUUAAUUUUAUUGUUUUUGUUCUAGUCUUUGUUAUUUGAGUGAGUACUCCUUUAUCAGGUGAGUGUCUGUCAUUGCAGUUUUAGAUGUUGAGAGUGGCCUGGUCAAGAUGUGGGAAGUGUCAAUGUAGUUAUGUUCUACGUCUGGUGGAGGUAUCAGUGCAUCCCUACUUUAUUAUUCUCCCUGUAGUUUUGAUGUUGCUCAGAAGAGAAGGUCGUAGUUAGUUAUUUCGUCCCAUUGGGAGAACACUCAAUGAAGUGGUAAUAUCGCUGUUGAGACACAACAGACCAUUGCUUUUCUAGUCAACUAGAAAAAUCUAGUUGACUAGUGAUUAUACUACUUCAUUCAUAUGAUUUGUCAUUGCAUCAAUCCAAUUUACCCCUGAAACAAUCUAUCCCCCACCUCAUAUUCUAUUCAUACAUAAGUAAAAGCAAAUCAUCCUCACAAAUAUUAUUUUGACAAUGUAGCUAAUUGCUGAUGUAGACAUGUCAAAAUUCAAUUUUUGUGUUGCUAUUGGCGAGAAGAGAAUUUAUCCAAUGCCAUUGCUAUCCUGGAAUUGCUAUCCUGGAAUUGCUCUAUCAUCAGGAGAAGGUUUCUGGAGGCUUUCAGCUUCAUUGCCAGUUGCUCCUGAUAAUCAUGUGGCCUUUUUCAUUACCUUAAUUUGAUUGGAGAUAUUGGCCUCAGGCCCAAUUUUUACCAAAUAAAGUAUUACUCUUGAAUGUGGCCUUAUACUGCUGUUGAGAAUUGGGCUUCUGACAAGUCAUAAUACACACACUGUUUAAGUGUCAGUAUAAGACCUAUGUGUGUUCCUUGUCUAACCAUUGUAUUAUAGUAAUAGUAGUAAACAUAUUCUCUGCUUUGAGCAUUGUGGUCUUGCCUCUAUUCUGCUUUUUCUGUAGGCGUGGGAAGCCAACAUCCUAGUAUUUUGCAUCUCAGGUUAGAAAUGGUACAAAUAAUUUAAAGGUAGUAGCCUAGAUCCCAUGCAGAAAAGACCCAACACCUCAAGCCAGGGGUAACCGUGUCCUACAUUUUAGUUUCAACUGACUUGUCAUUUUAUAUCUCCUUUCGUCUUUUGUUGGUACCUAUCCUAUACUUAAGUCUAUUUUAGAGAAAUGUACAAUUACGGUACUUAUACACUACCGUUCAAAAGUUUGGGGUCACUUCGAAAAUUAAUUGUUUUUGAAAGAAAAGCAAAACAAAAUUGUCAAUUUUUAAAAUAACAUCAAAUUGAUCAGAAAUACAGUGUAGACUUUGUUAAUGUUGUAAAUUACUGUUGCAGAGUUGCAAAGAAAAAGCCAUAUCUCAGACUGGCCAAUAAAAAGAAAAGACUAAGAUGGGCAAAAGAGCACAGACACUGGACAGAGGAACUCGGCCUAGAAGGCCAGCAUCCCGGAGUCGCCCACUGUUGACUGUUGAGACUGGUGUUUUGCGGGUACUAUUUAAUGAAGCUUCCAGUUGAGGACUUGUGAGGCGUCUGUUUCUCAAACUAGACACUAUAAUGUACUUGUCCUCUUGCUCAGUUGUGCACCAAGGCCUCCCACUCUUUCUAUUCUGGUUAGCGCCAGUUUGCAAUGCUCUGUGAAGGGAGUAGUACACAGCGUUGUGAGCUUCAGUUUCUUGGCAAUUUCUCGCAUGGAAUAGCCGCAAUUUCUCAGAACAGGAAUAGACUGAUGAGUUUCAGAAGAAAGGUAUUUGUUUCUGGCCAUUUUGAGCCUGUAAUCAAACCCACAAUGCUGAUUUCCAGAUACUCAACAACAGUUUUAAACUGCUAACAUAAUUGCAAAAGGGUUUUGUAAUGAUCAAUUAUCCUUCUAAAUAAUAAACUUGGAUUAGCUAACACAACUUGCCAUUGGAACACAGGCCUCCCUGUGCCAAUGUAGAUAUUCAAUUUUUUUUUUAAAUCUGCCGUUUCCAGCUCCAAUAAUCAUAUACAGCAUUAACUUCUUGACGCUACCAUCCCUGUCGCGCGAUCAUUUUCGUCAGAAACCGCUGAAUAGCAUAGCGCAACAGUCAAAUAAUAUUACUAAAAAAUAUUAAUAUUCAUGAAAUCACAAGUGCAAUAUUGCAAAACACAGUUUAGCCUUUUGUUAAUCCACCUGUCGUCUCAGAUUUUGAAAUUAUGCUUUACAGCGAAAGCAAAAAGUUUGUAAGUUUAUCGAUAGCCUAGCAUAGCAUUAUGUACACGUAGCAUCAGGAAGCUUGUUCCCGAAAUUAAAUUAACCGUUUACCUUUGAUCUUCGGAUGUUUUCACUCACGAGACUCCCAGUUACACAACAAAUGUUCCUUUUGUUCCAUAAAGAUUAUUUUUAUACCCAAAAUACCUCUGUUUGUUUGUCGCGUUAUGUUCAGAAAUCCACAGGAAAGAGUGGUCACGACAACGCAGACGGAAAUUCCAAAUAGUCUUCAUAAUGUCCACAGAAACAUGUCAAACGUUUUUUAUAAUCAUUCCUCAGGUAGUUUUUAAAAUAUAUAUUUGAUAAUAUAUCAACCGAGUGUGUAGGUUUUUCAAUAACAGCGGGAGGAACAAAAGCCUGAAACUAUGUCUAAAGACUGUUGACACCUUAGGGAAGCCAUAGAAAAAGGAAUCUGGUUGAUAUCCCUUUAAAUGGAGGAUAGGCAUGCAUAGGAACAGAGAGGUUUUAAAAUAAGAGGCACUUCCUGAUUGGAUAAGAUUUAGAUGCACUAUUGUAAAGUGGCUGUUCCACUGGAUGUCAUAAGGUGAAUGCACCAAUUUGUAAGCCGCUCUGGAUAAGAGCGUCUGCUAAAUGACUUAAAUGUAAUGUAAAUGUAAGUGUAAUUUUCCUCAGGGUUUCACCUACAAUAUCAGUUCUGUUAUACUCACAGACAAUAUUUUGACAGUUUUGGAAACUUUAGAGUGUUUUCUAUCCUAAUCUGUCAAUUAUAUGCAUAUUCUAGUUUCUUUCCCUGAGAAAUAGGCCGGUUACUUUGGGAAUGUUAUUUUUCCAAACAUAUACUGCCCCCUAGCUUCAAGAGGUUAACAAUGUCGACACUGUAUUUCUGAUCAAUUUGAUGUAAUUUUAAUGGACAAAAAUGGCACUUUUCUUUCAAAAACAGAACAUUUUUAAGUGACCCCAAACUUUUGAACGGUAUUUGAAAAGUUUGUCAAUAUUUGAUUGAGGAAAGGAAAUAUGAAGCAUCUUGGAAUCGUAUGCAGAGUUAAGUGAAGUUUGUUGUUAUGAACAGUAAUUUGAAUGUUGGACAUUGCUGGCCGAUGGUGGAUUACAUAUUUUUAUUGACUAGUUCUUACAUUUAGUUUUUAUAUCUACAGUACCAGUCAAAAGUUCAGCCACCGACUCAUUCCAGGGUUUAUCUUUAUUUGGACUGUUUUCUACAUUGUAGAAUAAUAGUGAAGACAUCAAAACUAUGACAUGACACAUAGGGAAUCAUGUAGUAACCAAAAUUGUUCAAAAUAUAUUUGAGAUUCUUCAAAGUAGCCCCCCUUUGCCUUGAUAACAGCUUUGCACGCUCUUGGCAUUCUCUCAACCAGCUUUAUGAGGAAUGCUUUUCCAACAGUCUUGAAGGAGUUCCCACAUACGCACAUACACUUGUUCGUUGUUUUUCCUUCACUCUGUGGCCCAACUCAUCCCAAACCAUCUCAAUUGGGUUGAGGUCGGGUGAUUGUGGAGGCCAGGUCAUCUGAUGUAGCACUCCAUCACUCUCCUUGGUCAAAUAUCCCUUACACAGCCUGGAGGUGUGUUUUGGGUCAUUGUCCUAUUGAAAACCAAUGAUAUUCCCACUAAGCAAACCAGAUGGGAUGGCGAAUCGUUACAGAAUGCUAUCGUAGCCAUUCUGGGUGUGCCUUGAAUUCUAAAUAAAUCAGACAGUGUCCCCAACAAUGCACCCCACAACAUCACACCACCACCUCCAUGCCUCACGAUAAGAACCACACAUGCAGAGAUCAUCCGUUCACCUACUCUGCAUCUCACAAACACAGCGGUUAGAACCAAAAAUCUCAAAUUUGGACUCAUCAGAUCAAAGGAAAGAUUUCCACUGAGUACAUUGCUCGUGUUUUUUGGCCCAAGCAAGUCUGUUCUUCUUAUUGGUGUCCUUUGGUAGUGGUUUCUUUUCAGCAAUUCCACCAUGAAGGUCUGAUUCACCCAGUCUCUGAACAGUUGAUGUGUCUCUUACUUGAACUCUGUUACAUUUAUUUGGGCUGCAAUCUGAGAUGCAGUUAACUCCAAUGAACUUAUCCUCUGCAACAGAGGUAACUCUGGGUCUUCCUUUGCUGUGGCUGUCCUCAUCAGAGCCAGUUUCAUCAUAGCGCUUGAUGGUUUUUGCGACUGCACUUCAAGAAACUUCCAAAGUUAUUGAAAUAUUCUGCAUUGACUGACCUUCAUGUCUUAAAGUAAUGAUGGACUGUCUUUUCUCUUUGCUUAUUUGAGCUAUUAUUGCCAUAAUAUGGACUUUGUCUUUUACCAAAUAGGGCUAUCUUCUGUAUACCACCCAUACCGUGUCACAACACAACUGAUUGGCUCAAAUGCAUUAAGAAGGAAAGAAAUUCAACAAAUUAACUUUAACAAGGCACACCUGUUAACUGAAAUGCAUUCCAGGUGACUGCCUCAUGAAGCUGGUUGAGAGAAUGCCAAGAAGUGUGCAAAGCUGUCAAGGCAAAGGGUGGCAACUUUGAAUAAUGUAGAAUAAAACAUAUAUUUUGAUUUACCACUUUUUUUGGUUACCACAUGAUUACAUUACAAUGUAGAAAAUAGUAAAAAUAAAGAAAAACCCUGGAAUGAGUAGGUGUGUCAACUUUUGACUGGUACUGUAUGUAUAUUGUUUUAGCAGUUAUUUUUUUCAUUAUAUAAACAAUAAUGGGAUGAAUCUAUUGUAUGCUAACCCUCCUGCAUGUAUUGAAUGUUUUUAUAUUGUACAUAUGAUAAUGAAUGUAUGAAAAAAGGCUUGUGAAUAGGACUACAUUAAUAAAAUAAUUAAAACCUUAA